AUCCAAAUCAUAUACCUCUUCCGCCGUGUCGUCGCCCUUCGCUAGUCGCUUCGCUGCCACAUCUCUCCUCGUCCAAAGACUCCAAGCUCCUGUGCGGCCUGUGUUCUGCUGCCGCCUCUGGUCCACAUCUCCCCGCCGCCGCCCCGUCGUCUGCCGACACCUUUAGCGCUGGGAAGGAUCACAGGGGAUCGGCGCGAGGCGGGGGACCUGCGGUUUUUGUCGCCCGGAUGGCGGCGGAGCGAUGACACUGGCGUCGGGAGCGGCGCGGCGUUGGGAUGCGGACGAUCUGCGAUGUGUGCGAGAGCGCACCGGCGGUGCUCUUCUGUGCGGCCGACGAGGCAGCGCUUUGCCGGCCCUGCGACGAGAAGGCUCACAGCUCCAGCUCCACGAUUUUCUGGAGCACCUAAUGACUUGGUCCACGAACACCACCAAAUUUUCUGGAGAUGGAGCUAUCCCAAACAGAGCCUUAGGAGCAGCGCUCGCACCAGGCAGCUCUGCUUAGGUGCAAAGCAAACAGCCCCUAAUGUACUUGUAGACUGCCAGUUUUGGAUGCUACUAAAGUUAUCAUCAUGCUAUGCCGUCUGUGAGGUACACAUGUGUAACAAGCUUGCUAGUCGGCAUGUGAGAGUUGGACUUGCAGACCCUAAUAAACUUGUCCGGUGUGAUAUAUGUGAAAAUUCACCCGCUUUCUUCUACUGUGAGAUAGACGGCACCUCACUUUGCCUGAGCUGUGAUAUGACUGUUCAUGUUGGUGGCAAGCGAACCCAUGGAAGAUACCUGCUCCUAAGGCAAAGGGUUGAAUUUCCAGGAGAUAAACCGGGCCAUAUGGAUGACGUGCCUAUGGAAAUCCAAGAUCCUGAAAACCAGAGAGACCAGAAAAAGCCACCCAAGGAGCAAACGGCAAACCACCAUAACGGCGAUGAUCCGGCCACUGAUGGCAACUGUGAUGACCAGGGUAACAUUGAUUCAAAAAUGAUCGAUCUUAAUAUGCGCCCGGUUCGUACUCAUGGGCAAGAAUCAAAUUCCCAGACUCAGGGGGUAGGUCUUAGUGUGAACAACCAUGACUCUCCAGGGGUGGUGCCAACAAGCAAUUCCGAAAGAGACACCAGCAAGUAAACGUUGGAAGAUCGGAAUAUACAUUUCAACUACAUAUACUGUUCUAUACGAGUUCAUUUUGUGGUGUGUGUGUGUGUCACUAAUUUUUACUCAAUUCUAAAUUAUAAGUCAUUCUAACUUUUUUGAAGAGGUAAAGUAUCUCAGGUUUGACUAAAAUUGUAGAGGUAAUCACAGAUUUAUGACAUCAACUAGGUAUAUUUUAAAAAUAUAAUUAAUUAAAACACUAAUAAUACUUAUUUGGUAUCAUGAAUGUGAUUGUUUUAUUAUAUAAAUUUGAUCAAACUUGAGAUGCUUUGGCUCUCUUAAGAAAAUUAGAAUGUACUAGUAAGUAUAUUUUUGGCAGAGUUGUAGCUAACAGCCGCAUCUCAAUUGGCUUGUCAUGACCUAGAUUGGCAAAACCGCCAAGUUACUUUCACAUGUACUUGUUAUUGUCUUACAGACUUUUGACCAUUAUACAUAUGAUUCAGGAAUUCCGGUAA
Zea mays is the source of this 1595-nucleotide messenger RNA. RefSeq names its product Salt tolerance-like protein. Gene Ontology annotation, biological process: regulation of DNA-templated transcription; photomorphogenesis. NCBI's taxonomy places the organism in Eukaryota, Viridiplantae, Streptophyta, Magnoliopsida, Poales, Poaceae. The record is from RefSeq and is a predicted model, not a curated record. Gene Ontology annotation, molecular function: zinc ion binding. Gene Ontology annotation, cellular component: nucleus. The coding region runs from base 292 to 1116 and encodes 274 amino acids. The transcript has 6 exons.